Messenger RNA from Trifolium pratense (red clover), 618 nucleotides. RefSeq lists its product as uncharacterized. Gene Ontology annotation, biological process: mitochondrial respiratory chain complex IV assembly. Gene Ontology annotation, cellular component: mitochondrial inner membrane. The transcript has 2 exons. The coding region runs from base 111 to 422 and encodes 103 amino acids. The record is from RefSeq and is a predicted model, not a curated record. Lineage: Eukaryota; Viridiplantae; Streptophyta; Magnoliopsida; Fabales; Fabaceae.
UCUAUAAAUAUUCAUGCCACUUCACAACACUCUUCACAGCUUCACCACCAAAUUACAACUCCAAAUAGACUCAAGAUUACAUACACUUCUCAUUAUAAAUUUAUAACAACAUGGAGGCAGUUCAGUCAUGGGUUUCAAAGAACAAACUCGCCAGCAUUGGGGCAUUGUGGGCUUCUGGAAUUGGAGCAACACUUGUAGCUUAUUCAAGAGCUAAAUCUCCAAUGAAGCCAAGUCUAAGGCUUAUCCAUGCUAGGAUGCACGCCCAGGCGCUAACUCUAGCAGUGCUAUCAGGUGCAGCUGCUUAUCACUAUUAUGACAUUAAUCGUGAUGAUAUUCAUCAUCAUCAAAUACCAGUGGAAGAUAACUCUGCUCCAAAUGUUACCCACUUAGUUGAAUGGGAGCUCCAGCACAGUCCAUUUUAAGAUUACAACAAAUUAAUUACUAUGUAUUAAUUAUUAAUUAUAUCUUGUUAUCAUUAUGUUAUUGCGAUCUUGUUAUAUUAUAAAGAUCGUUGUGUUUUUUUUAUGUAUGAUCGGACUCCAGAACUGUGCAUCAUAUGUAUAUUCUGGAGAAUGACUUUCUAAUUUUCUAACUAAGGAUUAUACAAGUUUUCUGUUA